Molecule: messenger RNA, 1268 nt
Organism: Synchiropus splendidus (mandarinfish)
Lineage: Eukaryota; Metazoa; Chordata; Actinopteri; Syngnathiformes; Callionymidae
Gene: emc6
Product: ER membrane protein complex subunit 6
Exons: 2
Coding region: 233-565 (110 amino acids)
Biological process (GO): protein folding in endoplasmic reticulum; autophagosome assembly
Cellular component (GO): EMC complex; membrane; endoplasmic reticulum
Source: RefSeq, a predicted model, not a curated record
GCAUGCGAUCGUGGAGAUCUCCUUGGCACUUCCCACAAUGCACUUCGCCGAGAAAUGGUUAACUAUUGUGCAAACUAGAACGAAUGUGAUUUGCCAUUGAGAAAGCCUUUGAUUUUCUCGUACGGUGACUUGAAUCCCUAAAUUUUAAACAUUCAGUUGUUUUGUGUUUGCGCCGUAGACAACUGACAAGCCUUCUUUCUGCACCUUUCUGCAAGGACCAACCCAAGUCACCAUGGCGGGAAUCGUGGCUAAACAUGAGGGGCCGCAGUUUAUUAGUGAAGUCUCGGUGAGAGGAAAUGCUGCCGUGCUGGACUACUGCCGCACUUCUGUUUCAGCGCUGUCUGGAGCUACAGCUGGAAUACUUGGCCUGACUGGACUGUAUGGCUUCAUUUUUUACUUCUUAGCUUCGUUUCUCCUGUCUGUGCUACUCAUUCUGAAAGCUGGGCGGCGGUGGAACAAGUGCUUCAAGUCCAGACGACUUCUGUUCACUGGAGGCCUGGUCGGCGGUCUCUUCACCUAUGUUCUGUUUUGGACUUUCCUUUAUGGAAUGGUGCAUGUGUACUGAUGUCCUACAAAUGUAACUACCCCACUCUAAUUGUGAUUCAUCCACAUUGUCUCUUCUGCUGUUUAAGAUAACAUUAAUAAAAUAUUGCUUUAAAACUGUUCACACGAUUAAAGACAUUUAGCAGUCAGGUAUCCUCCUGUACUCCCUUAAGACGGACCACCAACUUGUUGGCCCUGCUCUUCUUCACUUAUUAGUUAUGUAAGAAAUUGUUGGAGUGAUUUUAAUGAACACCUCUGCAGCCAUUGAGGAAAAGCAAUAUCAUAAUUUAAUACACUCCUUAUGGUCUGGAAUUCCAAAUUGUGUUUAAUGGCAACAUUAAAGGUGAAUGAAGAACUAAUUUGCGUAUUGUCUCAAUUUAUUCAGGCCUAAACAUUCAUUCACACUUAUUUUCAUUGUCGUGGGCCAUGAUGAGGACAUGCAGCAGCACAGACUUGGCUUUGGUGUACAUUAAACUAGUAUUGAAUUCAAGCCGGUCGCAGGUGUUUCAAGCUUCUGUGGUCACAUGAAAUGACUUGGUGGGCUGGAUUUGGCAUCUGGGUUUUGGGUUUGACAAGUUUUAAGGCUUUAAAAUCUAGAUUUGUGUCUAAAGUUGCAUAUUUGAGGCCUAAAAGGUUUUUAAAAUUUUAAAGGAUAUAUCUCACAAACAUUGAGUCAAAACGCUUUUAUUUGCAUCCUUUUUGUGAAUAAACAUGGUCAGUUCUUU